Periophthalmus magnuspinnatus is the source of this 5254-nucleotide messenger RNA. It is a transcript of the gene elmod3, whose product is annotated as ELMO/CED-12 domain containing 3. The transcript is spliced from 13 exons. Lineage: Eukaryota; Metazoa; Chordata; Actinopteri; Gobiiformes; Gobiidae. The record is from RefSeq and is a predicted model, not a curated record. The coding region runs from base 675 to 1970 and encodes 431 amino acids.
CUCGAAAUUACCGUGGCCACAGGACGGGGGAAGGGAAGCUGAGAUUGGAGGGAGAAACAAUCAGAAACUAAGAUGUUAUAACCUCAUGGCAUCCCCUCCAUAAGAUUAAUCUACACGGACCCUCUCCAUCCAUAUUUUUAGUUUUUACUUUGCUCGGCUGUAGCUCAAACUUAUAACAAGAAAGGAAAUAACCAAACGGUAGCAGAAAGUGUUCCUGGUCUUGAGCUGUGUGCCAAGGUAAUGAAGAGUCUUGGGUAAGGAGAGCCCAGCCCUGAAAAGCAAUGUCAUUAUCUAGCUUUUGUGCGCCUCUGACGGGCCAAAGGAGCCAACCAAGUGGCCAAGGAGAUUUGUGGAGGAAAGGAAGCAAGGAGUUAUCUGAGGAGGCUGUGUAUUGAUGUAUAGCCAUUCCACCAAGGCAUUUUUGUAGAUAGAAAUUGACGCGUUCAAUCCAACACAGACAGUCAAGGUUGGAUUUUGGGUGGUUAAAAUAUACAGCUCAGUCAUUACUACUUCACAACAUGGAUUUUUGCCACAAGUGACAACUUCUGGUGCACACAAACUGGUGACUGUGGACCCUGGACUGUUGGGGUGUAGAAGAAAACAAGUCGAAAAGCAAAUGUGCACCACAACAACCAUGGUGGUCCUGUCAUCGGAUCUUUGGCCCAUCUCGCGCUAUGACUUCACUAGCCUCUAGAGGCCAGGAUCCAGAAUACAGUUGCCAGCCGCCGCACAUAUAUGCAAUGGAGGAAGACAUUGAUGUCACAUCUCAUAAGGAGGGUCUGAAUGGUUUGUCUCAUGAAUGCAAACCAGUAGAAGACAUAAAUGGGCACUCCAAUCAUAAACCGGUCAUGAAUGGAUUGAUAAUUGGUCAUAAUAACAAAGACCACACAAAUGGCAGUUCUCCAUUAACAUCUUUGCCAAUUUCAGCACUGAAGCAGAAUGGCCUUUUGCAGACCUUGGCAGCAGGAGGGAACCAACCCAAACCUGCAGAUGAAAAUGAGGAGCUGGAAAAGGCCAGGCAGGAGUGGGAAGCAGUUGAGAGCAUACAACCAGUGAUCUCUGAAGAUUCUACCCCAACUCCACUCAUCUCUUUUAACGAAGCACUGCAGUACUUCCAGACCACAGAUCUUGGGGAUGUAAUUAAGAACAUCCAGCCCACCAUUCGUAGAACUGGUCUGGCUGCCAUCACACACUUCCUCUUUGGCCCUCCACGAUUGCACCGAGAACUGCUGGAGGAGAGGGACCUGGUCUUUGCCAUUGCACAGUGCCCAGUGGACAACAGCCAACCCAUCCACAUGCGUGCCCUUCAAACUAUUUAUAAGAGACUAGUUGGCAGCAAGUUAGACUGUCCACGCUAUGGGGUGCACUGGGAGACCAUCGGGUUUCAGGGUACAGACCCAGCCACAGACCUGCGUGGCACUGGUUUCUUGGGUCUCAUGCAUAGUCUAUACUUUGUUAUGGACCCAGAAAUGCUACCACUUGCUAGAGACAUUUACAAGCUUUCACUACAUCCAACACAGAACUUUCCAUUCAGUGUGAUGUCGAUCAACAUGACCCGCAUCGCGCUGCAAGUUCUCAGAGAGGAAGCCCUGUCCAAGGAAUGCAAUCGACGUCAGCAGGUAGUGGGUGUGCUUAAUGAGUUCUAUGUUGCCACAUAUUUGCAUUUGUACCAGCUGUGGAAGACCCAGCAGAAGACCAUUGCUGACUCUGGAUUUGUACUCAAAGAAGUGGAGCUGUUUGCCAAAAAGAACCCCAAGCAGAUGCUGCGCCGACUAGAGGUCUUCCUGAAAGAGAGGCGGGCAGGUGGCAUCCCCCGUGGGAUAUCGCCAGACCCCCAGGCCCAGCAGUCCUCUCCCAGCCUGGGGGAGAGAGGGGCCCGUGGAGGACAUGGAAGCAGGGCCAAGGAGAUGCACUUCACAGGAGUGUGUGAUUUACCACCGGACAUGGAGGGAGAGGCCAGGCUGAUCUGAGAGACUGUGUGCGCUUGUGUGUCUGUGCGAGUGUGGCAGUCUUCUUUGUGAGUAUAUAUUAACGUAUUGUGUAAGUUGCUUCCUCUGUUACACAAAGACCAAGAAGUCCACCAGACCCUGAUCUGCGACCUGCUACCUGAACCUUUUAACAUGUCUGCUCCGUUCAUUGUUGCUGGGGUGCUGCACUUUGACUAAAUGUAGGAUCUUUAUCUCCGAUUAUAAGUUACAUUUUUAUAAACAGAGAUCUAACACCAGAUAUCAAGAGCUAUAGCAGGUCAGAAACACAAGAUGUCACAAAAAAGUGAAUGCUUGCACUUUUGUCGAUGUAGUAGCCAAAUUAUAAGCUGCCAAAUUCUUGUGGUUAAACUGUACCUGCCUAGAAGCCCAAAAUGUUUAUGUCCCUACAAUCUGUCACCCAGGGUUUGUGAGCAUUAACAGGCUUGGCCUUUGCUCCCAAUGGAGCAAGAGACCUGCCAUCAUGUAAACUCACAUGCAUUGUACGAUGUCAGGAAUAUAGUUUAAUACUUUAUUGUUGAAAAACAGUCUAGUGAUUUUGGACUGUAGUGAGUAUCUCCUGUAAUGCAGGAGGUGUCACAAUAAAAUCUUGAGCAGAAUCUUUGCAAGGCAGAAAGAGCUGCUGUUGCACACUACAAUAAGUAGGCACUAUUAAAAAUAUGAAAUAUAAUGUGGGCUUUGAAUGCAGCUUGCUUCUAAAGGUUCACUCAAAUAGCAUUAAUGAAGUAUAUUCAGGUGAAAGAUUUUGAAUAGACCCUUGUCAGAUGUUGAAAGUAUAGCUAGUGGUUGAUGUGUUCAGAGGUGUGUGUUGUGUGUUGCCGAGGUCUAAUUAGGUUAAUGCGUCCUACAAAGAUGGAUACAUUUUUUAAAUAAAUUUUUAAAAUGUGUCUUUUAGCCCUUUCUAUGGGGGUAAUAAAUGAAAGCACUUCAGAUCUUUAUUAAAUUGUUGAGAGACUAUGAAAAGACCUAGAGUUGUGCUAAUUAACAUCACAUCUCUUAUGUGAACGUCCAGCCUUUGGCUACAGCCAAUGAGAUGCUUCAUAUUAGUGUUUAGCUGGGCCUUGGUCUCAGCUCAAGGCCAAGUCUGGUAUGAGCUUUCUCUACAUUCCGUUAAAGCAUGUGAUUGUAUUUUUUUUUUUUUUAUAGUUAUAAACUUUAUUCCAGUGUGCGUGUGUGUGCGCGCGAUGCAAGGGGAGCUGAUAUUGAUGAAGGGUGCCUCUCUUCGGAGACGUAUGGUACAGUAUGCAAUCCCAGCUCUAACUCAACGAUAAUCAAAAACAAUGUGCUGUGUGACGAUAGAAAUCGUUCCUAACUUCAGGGUUUGUGUGAAUGUUUUUGUGAGCGUGUGUGUGACAGGAACUGACUACAGAUGGGGUGCUUUCCACUGCACACGCAUGAAGCCAGCUCUCCUAAAUACCUGAUGCACCAAGCUUAAAUAUUGGUACUUAAUAAGUGGUACAAUUGUUAAGAUAUUUUGGUCAGUUGAAAAUGAGUUUGUGGAUCUAGUUUUAAUAGAGCUGGGUCCUGAAGUGUACUGUUGUGAAAGCCAACAUUGUAGUCUCGAUCUGUAGCAUGUUCAGGUAGCACUAGUACUGUAGCAUCUUUAGCCUCCUCUGUGUAAAUGUUGAUGUCACGUCUCAGUUUGGGUCCGUAGUGUCAGUCCAAGUGCUAAAACUGUUACUACUAUAGCACAUCCAUUUCACCUGAACAUCAAGCCUUCAUAUAGUCACGUGUUGUUUGGGGGGCACAGAUGUUGAGCAGAUGUUUUAAUGAAAUGUGAGAUAUAGGUUUUACUUGAAUGGUUAGAAGAAGAUAACUGUGCCUACAUAGCCCUUGUAGGAUUGGUCGGGACAUUCUUUUUUCCUUUGAUUUGAGCCACCGUGCCACUUUAGAAACUCCAUAUUCACGCAAUCAAAUUUGGUGUUUCCCCUUUAAUGUGUGGGUUUAAGAAAUGUAUGCAUAAAUUAUAUAGGCAUGUAAAUCUAUUGUCAACUUAAGUGAACAUCUUUCCCAUCUUCCAUUUGCCAUCGUUUAACCUUUACAAAUGAGCUGAUGUAGUUUUGCUAAUUGUUUGCAAGUGUUUUGACUGAUCAGGAAACUUUGCACUGUUGUAGAUAUUUGAUAGUAUGUAUGUUGUAUGCAAGAGGAUACAGGCCAUUAUCGAUAGCCAUAAAGUUCAUUGCCAUCUCAUUAAACCUGGCUUUUUUUCCUCAUUUAAGAAGUUGGUAAUAUCACAGUUUAGUUUUGGUCAUGUUAAAAAUGAGGAGCAGUACAGUGUAUGUAAAUCAGGAAGUCUGUAUAUAAAAGAUUAAAUGAUUGUAACUGUAUGAUUGUGAGUAGGGCAUUAUACUGAAAUACAUUGCUUACCUCAAAACUUGAGACAAAUCUCUCCUUUCUCUCCUGACAUUGGUUUGAGAUAACCUGUGCUCUCUCAGACCUAAUACUUUUUAAUUUUUCUUGUACCUUGGCCUACUCGCAUAUUAAUUGGAUAUGUAAUGUAAUGUAUAUCCAACAAAGUGAGCACUACAUAAUAGCAAACUAACACAAAAGCUGAUCAAUGUUAAGUGUAUACUAUUUAAACCAACAUUUAUCAACACUACUAUAUAGGCUCACAUGCUAUAAUGCACAGCUGCAGAUAAAAUUAUGAGUUUUAAUUACAAAUAUUUUACAAUUGAUUGGCUCAUGUUAACCAUAUUGAAAUAAGCUGGUUUUCUUGUGGCUUUAGUGAUAGUACAGUACAUUUGCUGUGGUUAACUGUUUGGUGUCAGGAAAACACUCGACGAUCCAACUUUCUCAGUCACAAACAGUUUAUUGAUUGUAACGAUAUGGGCUUGAUUAGCUGUCAUGAAUUGCAUAUGCUUUGUUAUAUACUUAAGUAUCCAAACAAGGCCUGAUUUGUACUCUUAUAUUACCAAAAGUUAUAUUUUAAGCGGCCAUAAUAGAUCAUUUUAUUGCUUUGUUUAUUCUUUGAUACCUCCCCAAAUUGUGAAUCAAGAAAUACAGGGGGUAAAACGGGUUAGCAGGAUGUCAGAUGCUCUGAGAGGUGUGUGUGGUCUACUCGGGAUUACAAUCACUUCUCAAUAUCCUGCGCUUUAUAUGAAGAUGUUUUACUGUUGCCGUCAUCGUCAUGUCCCUCAGAGCAUUUUAUGACUGUACCUUGAUUGUAGAAGCCCUAUUUUAUACUGAGACUUAUUUCAGAAUACAGUAUGUGCUGUUGUACAUUCAAUGUAUUGUAAGGAGAAAGCUAAAUAAAUGCAGUUUAAAACAAA